AUGCUGAGUGUUGGCAUAGGAAGUACAUUAUGGGAAUUCAGACACUUCCCAAGUUGGCAACCGCGUUUGUAUUCUUUGCCAGCCCAGCAUACAAAUGCUGCAAUGUGUUUCCCAGAAAACAAAAAAGACAUUAUUCCGAAACUGCCCUUCUCCAACUACAUCCCGCCGCUGUACACCGGACCGACAGCCAAUGAGGUUUUGAAGAAGAGGAAAGAGUUUCUCAGCCCAUCUACGUACUACUACUACGAAAACCCUGUGAAUCUUGUCCACGGCAAGAUGCAGUACGUGUUUGAUGAUGAUGGUCAUAGAUAUCUCGAUGCUUUCGGUGGGAUUGCCACAGUGGGGUGUGGGCAUUGUCACCCUGAUGUGGUUAAGGCUGUUAUAAACCAAACCAAAAACUUGCAACAUUCCACUGUUUUAUAUCUAAAUCAUGCAAUUGCUGAUUUUGCUGAGGCACUGGCCUCAAAGUUGCCUGGUGAUCUUAAGGUUGUAUUCUUCACAAAUUCUGGGACAGAAGCAAAUGAGUUAGCUAUUACGAUGGCGCGUUUAUACACAGGCUGUCAUGAUAUCAUAUCACUGAGAAAUGCGUACCACGCAAAUGAAGCUGGGACCAUGGCGGCCACUGCACUAUGUAACUGGAAAUUCAAUCUUGUACAGAGUGGAGUUCAUCAUGCCGUGAACCCAGAUCCAUACAGAGGGAUCUUUGGUUCAGAUGGUGAAAUGUAUGCAAAAGAUGUUCAAGAUCUAAUUCAAUUCGGGACUUGUGGCCAUGUUGCUGCUUUUAUAUCUGAAGCUAUACAGGGAGUUGCCGGGAUUAUUGAGUUAGCUCCAGGUUACUUGCCUGCAGUAUAUAGCAGCAUCAGAAAUGCAGGAGGCCUUUGUAUUGCCGAUGAGGUUCAGGCUGGAUUUGCUCGCACGGGUAGCCAUUUUUGGGGAUUUGAGGUCCAUGGAGUUGUGCCUGACAUAGUUACAAUGGCCAAGGGUAUUGGAAAUGGAAUUCCUCUUGGUGCCGUGGUAACUACUCCUGAGAUUGCAGAGGUCUUCACUCAUCGAACUUACUUUAACACCUUUGGAGGGAAUCCUGUAUGUACUGCAGCAGGACUUGCCGUUCUCAGGGUGAUUGAAAAAGAAAAACUUCAGGAGAAUGCUCAUGUUGUUGGAUCCUACCUGAAACACCGUCUUAAUGCCCUCAAAGCCAAGCAUGAAAUCAUCGGGGAUGUGAGAGGAAGAGGACUGAUGCUCGGGGUUGAGCUAGUCACAGACCGCCGACACAAAACUCCUGCAAGGGUUGAAACUCUGUAUUUGAUGGAGCAAAUGAAAGUUAUGGGAUUACUGAUUGGAAAGGGAGGCUACUAUGAAAAUGUUUUCAGAAUUACACCUCCACUUUGUUUCUCUAAGGAGGAUGCUGGUAGACUUUCUGGUGGAAGUAAUGGACUAUACUAUGAUGAAGCUUCGAGGCCCUACUCACUUUGUACAGUCGCCCAGAAGAAAAGACAGCUUUCUUGUAGGACGACAAGGAGCCUGCCAGGAAAUUCAAUGCAAGUAGUCUAA
Molecule: messenger RNA, 1551 nt
Organism: Fraxinus pennsylvanica
Lineage: Eukaryota; Viridiplantae; Streptophyta; Magnoliopsida; Lamiales; Oleaceae
Source: the annotation of a GenBank genome assembly